Branchiostoma floridae (Florida lancelet) is the source of this 1551-nucleotide messenger RNA. RefSeq names its product P-selectin-like. The transcript has 9 exons. The record is from RefSeq and is a predicted model, not a curated record. NCBI's taxonomy places the organism in Eukaryota, Metazoa, Chordata, Leptocardii, Amphioxiformes, Branchiostomatidae. Bases 208 to 1551 code for a protein of 447 amino acids.
CAGUGUACAGCCCUUAGUGCACCUCACCACGGAACGAUCAGUGGGAGCAACAAUCUGGGAGACACUGUGACGUUCUCCUGCGACCUUGGUUACGAGCUAACAGGUUCUGUCACAAGGACCUGUCAGUCAACAUUGGACUGGUCUGGGACACAGCCGACUUGCACCAAGGUCCAGUGUCCCGUGGUGACCGCUCCCCUCCAUGGACAGAUGUCUGGUAACCGCUUUGUAUAUGGCAAACAUCUGCAGUUCUCCUGCGAUGCUGGUUAUGAACUGGUAGGGGGCAGCGCUAUUAUAACUUGUCAAGCUGACGGAACCUGGGAUGGAGCAGUGCCAAUAUGCAACAAGAUACAGUGUCCCCCAGGCCAAUCCCCAUCGCAUGGCCAUGUGACAGGUAACAUUCAGUAUGGUGACACCAUCAGCUACACCUGUGAUGCAGGGUACGUCCUGACCGGCGAUGCCACCAGCACUUGUCUCAGUACAGGGGUGUGGAGCAAUCAGCCGCCACAGUGUACCGAACUUCAGUGUGCCAGCCUGGCUGCACCUAACCAUGGGAUGGUCAGCAGCAGCACCAACCUUGUUGGAGACACCGUUACCUUCUCUUGUGACCCUGGGUUUGAGAUUCACGGCUCCACAGAUCGGCUCUGUCAAGCAGACGGAACAUGGUCGGGAAGCCAACCAAGGUGUAGAAAGGUAAGAUGCCCUGAACUGAGCGCACCAGCCAAUGGUGACAUGACAGGAGGGAACCGGUACCAAAACCAGGUGCACUUCAGCUGUAACACUGGUUAUCAGCUGGUCGGCAGCACCACCCUCACCUGUCAGGCUGACCAGACUUGGAGUGGGCCGGUGCCAAACUGUAGCCCGACUCAGUGCCCCUCAAUGCAAGUCUCCAAUGGUUUUAUAACUGGAGGAACUGUGUUUGGUACCACGGCCAGCUGUGGCUGUGACCCUGGAUAUCUCCUGAUUGGUCCGGCCACCACCACCUGCCAAAGCAUCGGUACCUGGAGUGCUUCGGCUCCUACAUGCACAAUUAAGGACUGUCAGCCACUUGUGGCUCCAAACCAUGGGUCAGUGACUGGUGGGAACACCUACGGGGACGUGGCCACAUACGCCUGCGAUCCAGGCUACGAAAUGGUCGGGAGCCCCACCCAGACAUGCCAGGACAACCAGCAUUGGUCAGGCUCUCCACCAUACUGUAUUAGAAUGGAGUGUGCAAAACUGGAUGCACCCCUGCAUGGGUCCAUCAGUGGGACAAGCUACGUCGGUGAUACUGUGACCUUCUCCUGUGACACUGGGUAUGAGAUUACCAGCGGUUCCUCCUCGAGGACCUGUCAAUCAACACAGACUUGGACGGGAACACAGCCAACUUGUACAAGAAUCAAAUGCCCUACUGUGAGUGCCCCUGCCAAUGGUAACAUGGUGGGAAGUAUAGAGUUUGGUGACCAGCUACAGUUCUCAUGUAGUCCUGGUCAUCAGCUCAUCGGUAGCAGCACACUGACGUGCCAGGCGGACCAGAUGUGGGAUGUGACAGUACCAACAUGCAGUCGUAAGUAA